CAACUCCGCAGGCUUUUUGCUCCCUCCCGUCGAUCGUUGCAUGCGCGAAGGGCCCUUCGAUGACCUGUCUCAACCAACCUUCGUCCCCGUCGCUGUCGGUCCACUAUGGCGGUUCACGCAAAACUCGCGGUUGUCGUUGCUUUCGCGCUUACUAGCUUAUCCACGGUUGUGGUAGCUCUGAGGUUUUACAGCCGGUAUUUCCUCGUUGGCAAGCUUGGUUCUCCGGACUGGAUGAUGCUCUUUGCGUUGAUAUCAACAUGGGGUUGCACCGUUGUCAACUACUACCAAAUCCACUUCCUGGACUACAGCCACGUCUAUAGCCUGGAAACAUUCGAACCCGUAGCCGUCGGCGCGCUGCUCACCAUGUGGAUCUACCGACUAAACUACAUUUUCGACCACUGCCUGAUCAAGACCUCCAUCCUCCUCUUCUAUAACUACGUCGCCUCGUCCCACAAGGCGUUCCACCUCAUUGUCCGCACCCUGAUAGUUAUUAUUGUAGCCACUAGCUUCGGCAUGGCUAUGGCCAGCAUUUUCAUCUGCCGCCCGGUCUCGGACUCUUGGUCAUUCAGCGUUUUUAUGGACGGCUUCAAGGGCAUUUACGCAUCCCAGUGCUACGAUCCGACAAUCCUUUGGCUCUUCAAUGCGGGCUUCAAUCUCGCAACAGACUCAAUUAUCUGGAUCCUGCCGAUUCCCUUCGUUCUAAACUUACGGAGCAUGCCCGUAAAACGGCGUCUCGAGCUCGUCGCUAUCUUCUCUAUCGGCAUACUGGCUAUCGUCGCUUCCGCCGUGCGCCUUUACGUCAUUACUCAAUGGCUCUCCAACUGGAACAACCAGGGAGCAAACACGUCCAAUCUUCUCAUCUGGUCGCAGGUCGAACAGCAUGCUGGUAUCAUAUCAGGGUCUAUCCCGUUCUUGAGACCGCUCGUUAGGAAAGCGAUGAGAGGAGCAAAGGCUCGUGAACGCCAUCCCAGUCCGAGCCCGGCCGCGAAGCUGAUCCAGCCGCAAAUCACGCCCGACAACCCGAUGCACCAACGUACGCCGAUUAUACCAAGUCCGGUCCCGACGGUGGGGAGUGAUCGAGAAUUCAGGGCACCUUUGAGCCCGCUAUCACCCAUUUCCCCGAUGAGGCCUGAGAUAUACGCGGUGACAACGGUUUGAAGGCUCGAGAUUCGGAUGUUCCACAGGAUACUACUUUCCAAGGCGAACACUCGUCGCCCCUGAAUAGGAUUGCAAAAGACGCGAAUCG
This is a messenger RNA of Trematosphaeria pertusa, 1246 nucleotides long. RefSeq lists its product as uncharacterized. The coding region runs from base 106 to 1158 and encodes 350 amino acids. Lineage: Eukaryota; Fungi; Ascomycota; Dothideomycetes; Pleosporales; Trematosphaeriaceae. The record is from RefSeq and is a predicted model, not a curated record. The transcript has 4 exons.